GUAUUGUCCUCGAGGCCCUGCACUCGCCAGUCGAUCAUUUUGCGCCGAUUGAAGCGCAUAUACGAAAGUUCGGCGAGGAAUAGCGUUCUACACAUGUAAACAUCCGUAGUGUUAUUUUCUUUCCCGUUUGUAAUAAUUUUGUUUUGUUUUGUUUUUUUUUCCAAAAAUACUUGACUGUAAACAUUGAAACUAUUUCUCUUGUGAUUGAUCAGUGUGUUUGUCGUGUGUUGUGAUUUUUUUAUUGAUCAUAUUUAAAAUCGUUGUGCCCCGCUCAAACGACUGAAAAAAAACGCUCAAAUUAUGGUCAAGUGGUGGCUAGCUGCUUUGCUGCUGGUUACCUGCAUUUCAGCCUUGGCAGAUGCCAAAAAGAAAUGGAAACCCGAUGAAGAUUUUGAGUUCGAAGAGGUUCUCAAAGAAAAUAUUUAUUUUGAUUACAAAUUGGCCGAUAUUGGUAAACAAUUUUUGCGACUUGUCUUCGGAAACGUCAUUACGGACAACUCAAAACCUAAUGAUAUUGGCAAAUUCGGCGAAAAAAAGCGAUGGAUACAUGAUCCAAACAGUGACCAUUGCACGCCAUUGAGGUGUAAGAAAAAAGAAAUCUGUUUACUGGAAGACAUUUACACCGCCGUAUGUGUCAACAAAAAGGAGAUUCACAAAAACGGUGAUAUCAUUAUCAGCCGAGAAAAAUAUAUGGCUGAAAAAGCAGCUAGAAAAAAAGCCUUGGAAGAUGCGUUAGCUGAAGACGAGGCCGAGGACGACGAUGACGAUAUUUACGAGGACGAAGACGAUGAUGAUGAUAUAUUUUACGACAGUGGAGUCAGCAGUUCAUUGUCUUCCAACAACAGGUGUAAUCCGUGCCCGGUGAUGAAGCCAACAUUCCUUUGUGGCUCAGAUAAUCGUACAUACAGCUCAUUGUGUCGUUUAGAUUACCAUAAUUGUCUUCAUACAACUAAUAUCAAAGUCAAUUGUAAAGGAUUUUGUCCUUGUAAAGUUGAGCAAGAUGAAAUGGAGCGUAAAAAACAAAAACAAGCUGAAAGAAUGACCAACUUUAUGAAUAAAUAUAAAGCAACAUUAGAAAAUGAAAAAAUUAAAAUAAGUACAUACUCUCCUAUUUCCAAAUAUUCGGAGAAAUACAUUUUUGCUCCUGAAGAUUUCAAAUACGAAAAUAAACAUUAUAAAUACAUAAAAUAUAUUAAAAAUGACAAUCAAAUAUCCAAAAAUUCAAUUUUGGAAUCAAAUAAAAAUAAACGUCUUGAAAAAAUGAAUAAUGAAGUUAUUGAUACCAAUCAAAUAUCUCAUUCGUCGUGGAAUAAAGAUUGUCCACCAUCAGCUUUACAGUCUAUGGGUGAUCGUUUACUUGAUUGGUUUUCUGUAAUCAUGGCAGAUGCAAAGAGAAGGCGUACAAAGAACAAGGGAAAAGCUGUCAAGUUCAUUAAUGGAUGUAAAUGGGAAGUUCGUUGGAUGUACCAACAUUUAGAUUUAGAUUCAGAUGGUAAACUUUCAUUGCAAGAACUUUAUGAUUUAGAACACGAUAAAAACGAAAUGUGUAUCAAACCUUUCUUAGAUACAUGUGAUACUGAUGGAGAUAUCUUUGUCAAUCCAUAUGAAUGGUGUCGAUGUUUUGAUAACACAGAUCGACCAUGCACUGCUAUUAAACGAAGAAUAUCACCAAAUGCUUUAGGUGUCUAUGUGCCUGUAUGUGACGCUGAAGGUUAUUAUGAACAUACUCAGUGUCAUUCAUCUGUAGGCAUGUGCUGGUGUGUUGAUAAGCAUGGCGUAGAAGUACCCAACUCACGUGUCAGAGGAAAACCCAAUUGCUCAGCUCUUUUAUAUGGAAAAGAAGAUAGCCAAAAGAAUAAAUCUAUUGAAAAUGGUAUUUUAGAUAAUGAUACUGAUGUAGACGAUGAAGAUGGAGAUUCUGAAAUGGAAGGAAGUGCAGAUCAGUCAUUAGAGUUUUAAAGACUGUCACCCUAUUGAUCAACUAUUGAAAAUGUGUAAAAAUUUUCUGAAGUGUAAAAAUAUCAUUUUCAAAAAACGUCCAAAUUUCACUGUUGGAAACCUAAUAAUAGUGCAAUUAAUAGAUACAACGCUUAUUAUUAUUUUUUUUUAAUAACAUUUAUUAGUGUAAUAGAUUAGAUUGUAUGUUGUGUAUGUGUUCUAAAAUUAACAAAACAAAACAUCUUUUUCUCAAUAGGUUUAAUAAUAUUUGUACUAAAAGUAUUUUGCAUAUAUAUAUAUAUAACAUUAUUAUAAUUAAUUAAAUAUCGUAAUGAAUGUGCGGUUGUGUGUAUGUAUCCCGUUUUAUUUUAUUAAAGUAAUCGAAAAAAUAUUAGAUUCAUAAAUAGUUAUUGAUAUCAGUUUCCCUAUGUGCCAUUUGUUUUUGGUUAAGCACCGUCCUUAAUGUUAUCUACUUACCUAAGUGUAGGUUAUCAUAUUUUAUUUUUAAUUUGUUUUUUUUUAUACAUUAUAUUUUAUGUUUAAAUUGUAUAACUGAAAUAUUGUAGUGUUAUGCACAUAAAUAUAUGUUUAAUGUUAACGUGUUUUGUAAGCUACAAGAUAAGAAUGUUAUUCAUUAUAAAAUGCAAAUUACUAUAUAUGAGAAACUUUUUCCAUUUUUGUAGAGUAACGUAAUUUAUUAUUUAUUGAUACAUAUUAAUGAUUAAAAAGUAAUUGUUUUUUCUUAUGAAAGCCAGACUAAAUAGCACAUACAAUAAAAUAUAAAAUUUAAAUUAAGGAUUUCGCACAUUUUCAAUUAUGUGUUUUAUUUAAUAAUUUAAUUGAUUAUUUAUUUUUGAUAUUAUUUUUUACUUAUUAUUUACUAUGGAAUCUAUAAUAGUUAUUAUAAAUUGAACAUAUUUUAUGGCCAUUCAUAUUUACAUGAUUGCCGUCCAUGAUUAUUUUGUUACCAAUAUGUAAGAUGAUCACAUAAAUUAUUCAUUUAAACGUCACUUUAUAUACAGUUGAAUAAAACAAUUAUAGCACUUAAGUUUUACAUUGGGAAAAUUAUUAAUAUUUAUACCAAACCUUUUAAUGUUGAAUAUUUUUUGUUACACAGAAGUAGGUUCAUUUCUGCCAUAUUAUAGAUGACUUGUUGUUGUAUAGAUGUUUAGAUUUGUGUUUAUUGUAAUUGACUUCCUUAUUUAUCCGCAUACGCGGGUUUUUAUUUUAUUAUUAUUAUGUAUUAUGUUUAUUAGGUAAUAUUAUUUAUUAUUGUAACUCAAUAUUAUAUAAAUUGAUAUAAGUUAAAUCA
Daktulosphaira vitifoliae (grape phylloxera) is the source of this 3250-nucleotide messenger RNA. RefSeq names its product proteoglycan Cow (gene Cow). The record is from RefSeq and is a predicted model, not a curated record. The transcript has 12 exons. Gene Ontology annotation, biological process: establishment of protein localization to extracellular region. The coding region runs from base 301 to 1959 and encodes 552 amino acids. NCBI's taxonomy places the organism in Eukaryota, Metazoa, Arthropoda, Insecta, Hemiptera, Phylloxeridae. Gene Ontology annotation, molecular function: calcium ion binding; protein binding.